This is a messenger RNA of Prunus armeniaca (apricot), 585 nucleotides long. NCBI's taxonomy places the organism in Eukaryota, Viridiplantae, Streptophyta, Magnoliopsida, Rosales, Rosaceae. The record is from the annotation of a GenBank genome assembly.
AUGAAGACGAAUACCACCUCCUUCAUUAUGGGUUCUCUUAGAUAUUAUUCGCCCGGGUCAUUGUGUAGGCUAAAACUUCGCUUCCACUUUUGCGCUGACAUCCCCAAAAAUGGUUGCUCUCCCAGGAGAAGAGGCAUUAGAGGAAUAGAAAUCUACUCUGGUGAAGAUUCUUCAUUCGAUUCACCAGUGAGGUCAUUCGACUCCUCUGAAGUUCCAAAAUUGCUGCCUGAUCGUGAAUGUAAGUCCAAGACUCGGUCGAGAUCUGGCAAUAGAUGCGGACUUCAUUUUGGCCCUUCUUCGAUCCGUUAUGGGUGCUCGUCGAAUUGUGUUAGAGGAGAAAGAGAGGGUCCCAGGCCUUUUUGCUUGAACAAAGGUGAUGCUGGCCCUUCAAAGUCGAUGAGGGACGACCCUGGGCCGUCGCAGUUAGGACAUCAUCAACUGCACUCUAAUAGGGAUAGAGAAACUUCUCCCUGGAUAAGUUAUCACCAUAUGGAGAGGGAAAGAGACUUACUCAGGGAAACUUUGACCUGCCUUAAAAAGGGAUCUGGUAGAUGCGAACUAUGUUAUGGCUCUUGCUCACUCUGA